AUGUUGGCAGCUGAACCCGAGCAGUUUGCAGGGCUGGUCCGGCAUUUGAGCCAGGCCAGGAUCCGAAUGGCCAAUGAGCAGCACCACAAGAACAUCACCCAGCGCGGCAAUGUAGCCAACACCUCGAGAAAAGGCGUCUGUCUCGGACCCUGGCUGUUGGCUCUCUACGUUUUUGUAGUCUGUGGCUCUCUCAUUGUCCAGAUUAUUCACAGUAUCAGGAUGGGCAUGUGA
Messenger RNA from Elephantulus edwardii (Cape elephant shrew), 231 nucleotides. RefSeq names its product stress-associated endoplasmic reticulum protein 1-like. Bases 1 to 231 code for a protein of 76 amino acids. Gene Ontology annotation, biological process: endoplasmic reticulum unfolded protein response. Gene Ontology annotation, cellular component: endoplasmic reticulum. The transcript is spliced from 2 exons. The record is from RefSeq and is a predicted model, not a curated record. NCBI's taxonomy places the organism in Eukaryota, Metazoa, Chordata, Mammalia, Macroscelidea, Macroscelididae.